This is a messenger RNA of Arabis nemorensis, 888 nucleotides long. NCBI's taxonomy places the organism in Eukaryota, Viridiplantae, Streptophyta, Magnoliopsida, Brassicales, Brassicaceae. The record is from the annotation of a GenBank genome assembly.
AUGUGGAUACACAUACAAAAUGUCUCUAAUGCUGAUGCUCUAAGAAAAAAUAGAACGAGGAGUUCGACGACAACGACACCGACACCGAAAUUGGUAUCUUCUUCCGCUGGUUCGAAGAUUACUUGGACUAAGAACGACGAGCUCCUCAUUCUCAGGGGUAUUGUGGACUAUGAAGAUGUAACGAAAUUGAGCUACAGAUCUGAUUGGGAUGGGUUUUACAGCUAUAUCAAAGGUUCUAUUGUAUCAGACUUCUCAAAGGUGCAGCUAAGGAGCAAGACCAGAAAGUUGAAGAAGAGAUCUACAGAUAACCUUGCUAAAUCCGACGAUGGGAAAGGACCGACCUUUACUAAUAUUGAUGACGAUGAAAUCUUCAAACUGUCAAUGAUCAUAUGGAGAAAGAAUAAUGAAACAGAAUGUGAUCCUAAUGUGAAUAUGGACCAAGCAAAGCAAGAUGAGCAGAUUAAUGAGAAUGUGGAGCAAGCAAAGGAUUUGACUCAUGUGGAGCAUGAGCAGAUUAAUGAGAAUGUGGAGAAACCAGAGGAUGUGCCUUAUGUGGAGCAUGAGCGAGCGAGUAACAUUAUUACAAAGAUUGAUAAUGGGGAGAAAGAGAAGAAGACCAUUGAUAAUGGUGAGAAAGAGAAGAGUGAGAUAGCUGGUGUGGAUGAGUUUUGUGUUCUGCAGGACGCACUCGAGGCGACAUUGUUAUUAUUUCCAAGUACAUGUAGAAAUCACCAGAAGUUCUUACUUCAGAAUCUAAGGAACCUUGAAGCCGGGAAAGGAAAAGAGCUAAGUGAUGAAUGGAAAGCAUUGCUUGGUGAGGAGAUGAAAUUGAAUAUCAAGAAAAUGAAUUUCUCCGCAAAGCUUGCAGAUGUAGGAGGUUCUGAUUAA